This is a messenger RNA of Nyctereutes procyonoides (raccoon dog), 5405 nucleotides long. It is a transcript of the gene COL16A1, whose product is annotated as collagen type XVI alpha 1 chain. The record is from RefSeq and is a predicted model, not a curated record. The coding region runs from base 392 to 5269 and encodes 1625 amino acids. Lineage: Eukaryota; Metazoa; Chordata; Mammalia; Carnivora; Canidae. The transcript is spliced from 72 exons.
CCAGGCCGGGAGCGGGGCGCGCGUCCCGCCGCCGCCUCUGCCACCGCCGGAGCCCCCUCCCGGCCCUGCGUCCCGCCUCCUGCUCGGCGGGCGGGUCCAGCUGUGUUCCAUUAGCGGCCCUGGCACGUCCCCAGCCCCCUGGAACCGCCCCUCUUCCCCCACCCGCGGUGGCCGGCGUCCCGGCAGACAGGCGCGCGCGCUCGCGGGGCCGCAUUCAGCCCCCCGGAGCUGGCGCCCUGGCACUGGGGCCCGCGCCGACCACGAGUGGUCCGCGACCUCCCAGCGGCCUUGAGGAUCCCCUGGCCGGCUGACCUGGGCUGCCUGGAUUACUCGGUGAGGUGGGGAUCCCCGGCCACGGUGCUGUGGCUGUGGCCGACCUCUCUGGACCAGGAUGUGGGCAUCUUGGCUUCCCGGCUUGUGGCUGCUCAGUCUCUGGGCUGCGUGCAGCCAGGCGGCAGAUACAGGUGAGCAGUGCCCACUUUCACAAGAGGAAGGACUCAAGUUGGAACAUAGAAGCCAUUUAUCGACCAACAUAACUGGCUUUAAUCUCAUCCGCCGACUCAACCUCAUGAAAACAUCUGCCAUCAAGAAGAUCCGCAACCCCAAGGGGCCCCUCAUCCUGCGACUGGGGGCAGCCCCGCUCACCCAGCCCAUGCGGCGAGUCUUCCCUCGGGGCCUCCCCAGUGAGUUUGCCCUGGUGCUGACGCUAUUGCUGAAGAAACACACCCACCAGAACACGUGGUAUUUAUUUCAAGUGACCGAUGGAGAUGGGUACCCACAGAUUUCCCUGGAAGUCAACAGCCAAGAGCGGAGCCUGGAGCUCCGGGCCCGGGGCCAAGACGGCGACUUUGUGUCCUGCAUCUUCCCAGUGCCCCAGCUCUUUGACCUGCGCUGGCACAAGCUGGUGCUGAGCGUGGCUGAACGUGUGGCAUCCGUGCACAUGGACUGCACCUCAGCCUCCUCUCGGCCUCUGGGGCCCCGGCGACCCAUGCGGCCAGGGGGCCACGUCUUUCUGGGCCUGGAUGCAGAGCAGGGGAAACCAGUCUCGUUUGACCUUCAGCAGGCACACAUCUACUGUGACCCAGAGCUUGUGCUGGAGGAGGGAUGCUGUGAGAUUUUGCCAGGAGGGUGUCCCCCAGAAACGUCCAAGGCCCGCCGGGACACCCAGAGCAAUGAGCUCAUCGAGAUCAAUCCACAGACUGAAGGCAAGGUCUACACCCGCUGCUUUUGCUUGGAGGAGCCUCAAAACAGCAAGGUGGAUGCCCAGCUGACAGGAAGUAUCAGCCAGAAAGAAGAAAGAGGAACAAAGGCCCGUCAGGAGCCAGCAGCCAAUGAGUGUCCACCCUGUGUCCAUGGUGCCCGGGAAAGCAAUGUGACAGUCGGUCCCUCUGGACCCAAGGGAGGGAAAGGUGAGCGAGGCCUGCCUGGCCCAUCAGGCCCCAAAGGAGAGAAGGGAGCCCGGGGCAGUGACUGCGUCCGAGUCUCCCCAGAGGCCCCACUUCAGUGUGCAGAAGGCCCCAAGGGAGAGAAGGGGGAGUCAGGAGCCUUGGGACCCUCAGGACUUCCAGGCUCUGCAGGCCAGAAGGGCCAGAAAGGCGAGAAGGGAGACGGAGGCAUCAAGGGCUCUCCAGGAAAGCCAGGCCGCGAUGGCCGGCCAGGGGAGAUCUGCGUCAUGGGGCCCAAAGGGCAGAAGGGAGACCCCGGUUUUGUUGGGCCUGAGGGGCUGGCUGGAAAGCCUGGCCCCCCUGGCCACCCUGGGCCCCCUGGGAUAGGACUUCCUGGGACCCCGGGGGACCCAGGCGGCCCACCAGGCCCUAAAGGAGACAAGGGCAGCUCGGGGGUGCCAGGAAAGGAAGGUCCUGGCGGGAAACCUGGGAAGCCAGGAGUGCCGGGGCUGAAGGGAGAGAAGGGUGACCCCUGUGAAGUGUGCCCGACACUGCCUGAGGGCUUCCAGAACUUCGUGGGGCUCCCUGGAAAGCCAGGGCCCAAGGGGGAGCCAGGUGAUCCUGCACCAGCCAAGGAGGGCCUGGGAGCUGUUGGAUGGAAAGGUGAUCGGGGAGAUCCUGGCAUCCAAGGCCCCAAGGGAGAGAAGGGGGACUCCUGCUCAUCCUGCAGCUUAGCCGUAGGAGCCCAGCAUCUUGGGCCCUCUACAGGGGCCAAAGGAGAUGUGGGUUCCCCUGGCUUCGGUUUGCCUGGCCUUCCGGGGAAAAUUGGGGCUCCAGGGCCAGCAGGGCUGAAAGGAGAGAAGGGUAAUUUUGGGGAGGCAGGGCCAGCUGGCCGCCAGGGGCCACCAGGGCCAGCGGGACCCACAGGCACCAAAGGGGAGAAGGGGGAGCCUUGUGAGCCGUGCCCAGCCCUGUCCAAGCCUCAGGAUGAGGAUGGCUAUGUGGUGGCCUUGCCUGGUCCUCCUGGAGACAAAGGAGAGCCUGGGCCUCCAGGCUUCGGCUUGCCAGGAAAACAAGGCAGGGCCGGAGAGCGUGGACUGAAGGGGCAGAAGGGUGAUGCUGGGAAUCCUGGAGAUCCUGGAGUGCCAGGCACCAUGGGGCAGCCGGGCCUGUCAGGAGAGCCUGGCGUUCGGGGCCCCGUAGGCCCUAAAGGAGAAAAGGGUGACGGGUGCAGCGCCUGCCCCAGCCUGCAGGGAGCAGUGACGAAUGCGGCGGGACUGCCUGGGAAGCCCGGCCCUAAAGGAGAACCAGGCCCAGAAGGUGUGGGCCGGCCUGGUAAACCGGGCCAGCCUGGUCUACCUGGAGUUCAAGGGCCCCCAGGACUGAAGGGCAUCCAGGGAGAGCCUGGGUCUCCAGGAAAGGGAGCCCAAGGGCCCCAGGGGGAACCUGGAGUCCAGGGUUUGCCUGGCAUUCAGGGAUUUCCAGGACCUCGAGGGCCUCCUGGUCCCAUUGGAGAGAAGGGCGCCAAGGGAUCUCUGGGGCUGAAAGGAGCUGCUGGGCCUGUGGGGCCCCCUGGUGCCAGUGUCUCUGGGCCUCCGGGCCCCGAUGGACAGCAAGGACAAACUGGACUUCCAGGAGCAAGGGGGAUGCCAGGUGAAAAGGGACCUCAGGGAGAGAAGGGCGAGCCAGGGGAGUGUUCCUGCCCCUCUCGGGGGGAUCCCAUCUUCUCUGGCAUGCCGGGUGCUCCGGGACUUUGGAUGGGCAGCUCCUGGCAGCCGGGCCCGCAGGGUCCCCCAGGGGUUCCCGGACCACCUGGCCCUCCUGGAAUGCCUGGGCUACAGGGAUUGCCUGGAAACACUGGUCUGCCUGGACAGCCUGGGCUCACCGCUGAACUGGGGUCCUUACCAAUCGAACAGCACCUCCUUAAGAGCAUCUGCGGGGACUGUGUCCAGGGGCAGACAGCCCACCCAGUGGGGCUCCUGGAAAAAGGAGAAAAGGGAGACCAGGGUAUCCCCGGCGUGCCAGGCCUGGACAGCUGUGCCCGGUGCUUCGCGGAGCGGGAGCGCCCAAGAGCUGAGGAGGCCCGGGGAGACAACGGUGAGGGGGAUCCAGGCUGUGCUGGAAGCCCCGGCCUGCCCGGUCCUCCGGGACUGCCCGGCCAGAGAGGAGAAGAGGGUCCGCCUGGCAUGAGGGGCUCCCCGGGUCCUCCAGGCCCUAUUGGCCCUCCAGGUUUUCCUGGUGCUGUUGGCUCCCCCGGAUUGCCUGGUCUUCAAGGGGAGCGAGGCCUCAGGGGCCCGACAGGAGAGAAGGGAGAACCGGGUCCUCCAGGGCAACCUGGCUACCCAGGUGCCAUGGGCCCCCCAGGACUGCCCGGCAUCAAGGGGGAACGGGGCUACAUCGGGCCCCCGGGAGAGAAGGGAGAAUCGGGCCCACCAGGAUCUGAAGGUCUCCCAGGUCCCGCAGGCCCAGCGGGUCCCCGAGGAGAGCGAGGACCCCAAGGGAACUCAGGAGAGAAGGGUGACCAGGGAUUUCAAGGCCAGCCAGGCUUUCCCGGCCCACCGGGUCCCCCUGGAUUCCCAGGCAAGGCUGGAGCGCCUGGCCCACCCGGCCCCCAAGCAGAGAAGGGCAGUGAAGGGAUUCGAGGCCCACCAGGCAUGCCUGGUCCCCCUGGGCCACCAGGAUCUCCUGGGAUUCAGGGCCCUGCUGGCCUGGAUGGUCUGGAUGGGAAGGACGGCAAGCCUGGCUUGAGGGGGGACCCUGGUCCCGCUGGCCCCCCCGGACUCAUGGGACCCCCGGGCUUCAAGGGAAAAACAGGACACCCUGGCCUCCCAGGACCAAAGGGAGACUGUGGGAAACCGGGUCCCCCAGGCAGCAGUGGUCGGCCCGGAGCAGAGGGUGAGCCUGGUGCCAUGGGACCUCAGGGAAGACCUGGCCCCCCAGGCCACAUUGGGCCGCCAGGGCCUCCAGGCCAGCCGGGUCCUGCCGGGAUCUCUGCAAUGGGCCUAAAAGGAGAUCGGGGAGCCACUGGAGAAAGGGGCCUUCUAGGGCUUCCAGGCCAGCCUGGCCCCCCUGGACACCCUGGCCCCCCGGGUGAACCUGGGGCAGAUGGUGCAGCUGGCAAAGAGGGACCCCCUGGAAAACAGGGACUCUAUGGACCCCCUGGUCCAAAGGGUGAUCCAGGACCUUCAGGACAGAAGGGCCAGGCAGGAGAGAAGGGAAGAGCUGGCAUGCCUGGUGGGCCUGGCAAGAGUGGCUCCAUGGGGCCUGUUGGGCCACCAGGUCCUGCAGGAGAGAGGGGCCACCCUGGAUCUCCGGGGCCUGCAGGGAGCCCAGGAUUGCCCGGGGUGCCUGGCUCCAUGGGAGACAUGGUGAAUUAUGAUGAAAUCAAGAGGUUCAUCAGACAAGAGAUCAUUAAAAUGUUUGAUGAGAGGAUGGCUUACUACACCUCCAGGAUGCAGUUCCCCAUGGAGAUGGCCGCAGCUCCGGGACGACCAGGGCCCCCGGGGAAGGACGGUGCCCCAGGCCGGCCAGGCGCUCCGGGAUCACCCGGACUUCCUGGCCAGAUUGGCAGGGAAGGACGGCAGGGCGUGCCAGGCAUGAGAGGAUUGCCCGGUACCAAAGGUGAAAAAGGGGACAUUGGUAUCGGCAUUGCAGGAGAAAAUGGUCUCCCCGGCCCCCCAGGCCCUCAAGGCCCUCCAGGGUAUGGCAAGAUGGGUGCCACUGGACCAAUGGGCCAGCAAGGCAUUCCUGGCAUCCCUGGGCCCCCAGGUCCCAUGGGCCAGCCGGGCAAGGCUGGCCACUGUAACCCCUCUGACUGCUUUGGAGCCAUGCCAAUGGAGCAGCAGUACCCACCCAUGAAGAACAUGAAGGGGCCUUUCGGCUGAAACCACCAGCUCCGUUAGAUGAAGGACUCCAUUGGGAACAUAUGGCUGAAACUUACAGGACUCUGUGAUGGGUUGUGAAUGUUUUGUUUUUCUGAAUUGCUAUUAAUAUUUUUUUAUCAAUAAAUGAACAAAACUA